AGGUAUGAGUCGUCGGAGUUCUCGUGUACCCCUACCUCUUCGUUUGUUAGACGAAUUCAAAACUCGAUGGUUCCUCAAGAUAGAUUACACUCGACAAAUAGAGGACUUCAAGUCACCGCUGCAGAGUAGCAUUGAAAGCUUUCUAAAAUCUGAAGAUGGCAGCAGACAGCUUAGUAUUGCCAAGGAGAUUGGGCAGAGUCUACGGCAGUGCAGUUAUGGCAAAGAUCUAAUUGUUGAACUAGCUGUAGCUUUUCUCUCAGAAAUUUACAAAGUUUGUAGCUCUCGACAUCCAAUACGACGAGCAAUAGCGCGCUCAUUAGAUCAUCUUUUGGAUGGAAAAAUUGGCAAUGCAACUUUAGAGGUGGUAAAACGAGACAUGAGAGAACGAAUGGAUUUUGGACUUGACAUGACAAAGGGCACAGCAGUUUCGCUGGUUUUGGAGGAGAUGGAGCAGAUUUUAGAUUACCUGCUAUCAUUCAGUGACAACUUUAAAGCUGGAGAAAUUUGCAUAGAGGACCUAGGUGUUGAAAUUCUAAACUUCAGCUAUCCAGUUUUAGCCAUCCAGGUGAACAUAGCAAGGCAAGAGACUAUACUCAUUUGUCAGCAGAAAGCCAUUGAAGGUUGUAUGUCAACUGUAAAGUUGGCAACAGUAGUUAUGCAGAAGUGUCAUGAAACAGUUAAGAUCAUUCAUGCUGAGGAUAAGUCUGUACAGUCAAUUAUGGCUGGUCUACUGCAAUCACUAAGAACAAUUCUUGAGCAAUCUCUUUUUAUCAAAGAUUGUCAGAGCUGUGCUGGUCUGGCUUUGAUCAACAUCUUUAGAAUUACAAUGGAAGCAACUGGAGAUUCUCAGCAGGUUAUUGACUUGUUGAGGCUAUCAACCGGGAGAUUCAGUUGGAUUGGAAAUUUAUCAGAUUUUGCUAGGCAUUGUGUCUAUCGAGGUUUUCUGGCUGUUAUGCCACUGGAAGAUGUUUCAGCCAAGACAUCAUCAACUAGUGGACCAAUUGUGGUGGAUGUUGUAUUGCCAGAACUUCUUCUUAUUGCAAGAAGGUCUACUGAAGCUAGUUUUCGGUUAGCAUUGGCGCACACUCUAGUUCUCUGGACAUCAGUAGUUAAGUCAUUUGUGUUCAGUUUGACCAACCCAACUGGUCAAGCUGAUGUAAGCUGCUUGAAGCCCGGAAGCGUGAUGGUGUCUGGACUACUGGAAUACUUGUGGGCUAAUUGGGAUGAUCAUAUGGAUGGAAUGCGCUACCAGGUCCGUCUUAUAUUUGACAGUUUUCUUUCAUUUGAGAAGUUGAUUCUUUCAUUGGAUGAAUACAGGAAUUUUUUGAGUGGCUUGUUGGACAGGGUUAGUGCUGAAGAUUGGCGAGUUCGUGGGAAAUAUGGACCAUUGUAUUGUCUGGUUCCUCACUUUGGAGCCACACAGAUACUGAGCCAAAUGCCUACCAUAUAUCAACAACUGCUGAAAAUUAUGGACGAUCGAAACGUAGCUCCACACGCAAAGGAUUUAAUUGAGAAGCUUGCAUCUGUCCAUAAAACUGAAUUACAGCAUAGUGGCACGAGUGACAUGUUUGUAUGGAAUACUACUUGGAUUGACCCAGUUAUUGAUGUACUUUGUUCAUGUGAUUCUUCAAAGAAAUUACUAUUUCUUCAUAUUGUUGAGUUUUGCAUUCCUGUGUUGCUGAAGUGCAAUCCACUGUGUAUGAGCUAUACAUUGGAAAUACUCGAUUCUAAACAACGUAACGGGCAUGACACUCUGUCGACAAUGAUCAGCUUUCUCAAAGUUGCACGAGUUUUUGGAAUUCUAUUCAAUUGUCAGAUCAAAAAGACCAAUGCUGAAUCUUUCUGGUAUGGCGCAGUACCAGUAGACAAGCUGAGAGAUGCAUUGUGUCAUGCCAACGAUCAAGUUCGGAGUGAUGCUCUUAGCCUUGUCUGUCAGUCAAACAGAACAACAGAGGCUGUGUCGACAAUUGAUUUUGAUCUUCUCAGAUCAUUUCUGACUUUGAAUAUGAACAACCAGUCAUCUGCAUUUCGUUCAAUAAUGCUUUCUACAAUGAAAAAGUUUUUUUCACGUGUUCGUGACAGUGCUAGGGUGUUGCUGAAGAGCCUUUGUAAGGCAACUGAAUCUGAAGCCAUGGGCUGUCAUGAGCUGCUAGCUGCAUACAGGAAAUUUCUCAACUUUGUUGUUGAGCUUGUGUUUGAUGGUUUACAUCCUGAUGCUUCAUUUCAACGUGUCACCAGCUCUCUUCAGCUGCUUGAUGGCUUUAUGGAAAUAUUUCAGGGAGAUUUAAUGGAUAGUUGGUUUCAGUUGAGUGAUUGUUUUCUACCUCAUCAUGUGCAUGCACUGAUUCUGACUUUGGAGGAUUCUUAUGAUGUAAACAGACAUGUUGCACUCUCUGUGUUGUAUCGAUUGCCAGUUAGUCUGUUGCCAUUAGAAAGAAAGGGGUAUGUUGAGUCUCUUACUACUCGUGCUUCAUCUCUCAUUUGCAGUCCUCGGACAAUUGCCUGUUCAACUGGUGCAUGUUAUGUUAGAUUGUUAGCAAAAACUGUCAUUUCUCAAUUGGGAUUGAGGAUUACAUUGGGAGCUACAAGCAAUAAUUACAGUUUGACAACACAACUUUCAAACGUCUCACUAAGUGAAAGGAGUCCACUACUGCAUUUUGUGUGGGAUAUGCUACAUAUGCUGCAACACCAAGCUGCUAUUGUCAAACAGAAUUUCUCUUUUUUGGCAAAGAACUGUAUGUAUGGAAUCUUGAUGGCUCUUCGUUUUGUGUUGGCUGACAUACAUAACAUAAAUGGACUAGGUUAUAGUGAUGCAUGGAAAGAAUUUUUUCAGUCAUUAAUUGAUACUUCACUGUUGGUUGCUGACAUUGUUGGACCAGUAGUGACACAUUCAUCACCUGAAGGUCACUUGACAGAAGAUGGCAAAGACUGUGAAGAAUUUAUUGUUCCAAUGGACAAGUCAGUUUUAGAACUUGGACAGUCUGAUAUCUCUAGUGGAACAUGUGAAGGACAAGAAAACAGCUUUAGCCCAACAUCUCAGUUGGUACUGGUUUGCAGUUGGCGAUGUAUGAAAGAAGUGUCUCUUCUAUUAGGCGAUCUAGUAGAAAGGCUUUCGUUACAAACCAUAGAGCUGAGUGGGUUACUGACUGUUAAGCAAGUGAAAACAAUUGGGGAUUUCUUUACCAAGCAGUUGACUGAGUGCAGACACAGGGGUGCAUUUGAAGUGGCCUAUACUGGCUUUGUUAAGCAUUGCAAGUCUCUUUGGAAAUCUUGCGACUCUGAACUUCAGCAGCUUCCUGUUAGAUGGAUGAAUGAGCUUCUGGACAUGUUGCAAUCAGCCACUGCAUCUCAGAGUUUGAGUUUUACUCGACGCAGUGCUGGUUUGCCUUUCUUUAUACAGACUGUUUUAGCAACUGAGCCAUCUAUAUCAGGAAGGACUUGCCUGCAGCAAGUUAUGGCAGGGUUGAUUGCUAUCGCGUCUAAGCCUCUAACAGGCACGCUUGAUGAAGAGUCAUCUCUUGGCUUACCACAAGUUCAUGCUCUGAACACACUUAGGGCAUUGUUUCGAGAAACUCGGCUUGGUGAUCAUGUUAUUCCUUUUGUAUCAGAUGGAGUGAUAGUGGCGAUUACUGGAAUCUCAUCUGACUGUUGGGCUGUGAGAAAUUCAUCUACUCUGCUUUACAGUGCCUUGAUAGCACGAGUGUUUGGUGCUACUCGUUCACAAAAUUUGCAUGCCAAGCACAACUGUAUGACAGGUCGUCAGUUCUUUUCUAUGUUUCCUUCACUUCAUUCAUUUCUGUUGGAGGAACUGAAGAAAGCAACAGCAGAUGAAGUUUUAUCUUCUGGUCAAAUGAGGCUGCAUCCCAGCCUUUAUUCUGUGUUACUCUUGUUGUCCAAACUUUAUCCAUCUUCUAUGGAAGGUGCUGAUUCAGCAUUGAACUUGCAGUGUUUUGUAUCUUUUGUGUUACGGUGUGGAUCAAGUUCAGUAAUGAAGACUCGUACCAUGGCAGCCAGUGCUUUGGUUCCAUUGAUCUCAUUUACAGAUCUGCCUGCUAUAGUAGAACAGCUAGUAGAUGUCAUACCGUCACGUGACUCUGAAGGACUCAUUACAGGUGUUAUUGAACAGAAUCAACUACAUGGCGUUCUCUUGCAGCUUAGUGCUAUUUUUUGUUGCCAUCUGGCUGAAGAUUCUAUGACUCCUAGCCAUGUGAUUGCACAACUGUUUUGUAGCAUUCAAGCACUGAAGUCACGCCUUUGGAUUGCAACAAGGUCAAACGUAUGUUCAGUUACUAGAACCUUGUUUAUUAACUUUCUACACAAAUUUGUUGUGAAACAUGAAAGAGCUGGUGAGCUGAUAUCAUUAGCAAGCACAGUUGUUCAAAAAUGUGUAGAUGAUGAACUGAAACAUGUGGCUGUAUCAUCUUGUGUGUGGUAUGAUGUUGUUGGUAAUGUGGACUUAAAACAAGCUCUGCUGCAAACAGCUUUGGACAAUGAUGACACAUGGACAGGCGCAGGAUCAGGUCAUUUUUUGAAGCUUCUCUUGCAACAUCAAGAAAGCAGUUUGCGUUAUUUGGUGAUUAAUUGUGUUGCUCAACGAUGGUCAUAUCAAGAAACGAGAAUUACUGAUCAUGAAAAAUGGCUUUUACCUUUUUUGUGCAAAAUGGCAGUUGAGACUGAGCAUGAUGCAGAAUGUCUUUGUGCAAUGUAUCGUGCACUUACGGCUAUGACCUAUUCAGCCACCUCUUUAUCAGAUAUGAGGAUCAAUGCAGUAGAAUUGAUUUCAACUGUUUUCAAACAAGCUCUUAGUGCAAUCAAGAGACCUGAAUUGUGUCAAGCGAUGAUUUCAUAUGGCAAUAGACUAAUUUGUAUGUUGGCUGAGGAGCAAUUUGCAGCUGAAGACAAACUGAAUGAAUUGUUACAACAAUGGAUUCUUCUUAUUCAGCAGUGUGCUCGUGAUGAACAAGUUCUAGAAUUGAGAUUAGCUGCUGCUCAUUCUCUUCAUACGUUGGGAAUACGCAUCUUGCUGAUCAACCAUGGUUCAUUCUUGAUGACGUCUUUGACUUCUUGGAUUCAACUGUGGCAGCUAUUACAAGAUGAUGAUGCUGCUGUUCGACAAGCUGCUGCAUGUUGUAUUUCGCUAGUUUACACUCAUAUUGAGGAAGGUCCUGAAGUAAGAGUGAAGCAGAUCCAACCUUCACGGUCAAUUCAUCUUAUACCUCAAUUGCUUGUUAGUAUCUAUGCUACCAACAGUCCAAUGCAACUGUUUGAGUGGCUUUUGAAUUUGCUAUGGGAAGGCAAGCACAUAGAAGAAUGCGUCAAAAGUCAAAAUGCGUUAAAAGGCGAUUUAGAACAUGCAGAAGACUCUGUGGAAUUGUUUAUGAAAGGUGACAUCAAUCCUUAUGCUGAGGCAACUGUCAAGAUUGAUGUAGCUUCAGACGCGCUCAAAUUGCUUCUUCAAUCUGUUGCUAGUAAAGAUGAUGAUAUCUCUCAAGCCAUUCUUUCAAAGACUGACAGUCUGUUUCGGGCUUGUUUGAAGUCUGUUACAGAAUUUAGAGAAGCUGAAAAGAAACAGUCGUUUUUCUUUGACCAGCAGAAUCAUCGAGCAAGAUUUCUCAACAUGUAUGUUGUGGUUCGAACAAUAUACGCGCUAUCUCCUGCUGGUCACCUACAACUCAAUGACGGAGAAGAGUUGUUCAGAGACUUACAUGGAGAUAAACUCUGGCAGUGGCUACCAAAAUUAGGCCACGCAUUUCAGUUGCUAUAGCUCGGAUUUAGAAAGUUGUUUGUUAUAUUUUGAUUUUUAUUGUUUUUGGAGCAACCAUUGGCAGCUAAAGGCUGCUUUACAAUAAUUAUUGUAUGAUUUGAUUGCUAGAGGAAGGCAAUAUGUUGGCGCUCUCGCCAUAGAUCACGUGGUUUCCUACUGCAUGGUUUUUGCUAUCCAGUGCGGGAAUUCUUUGAUUGUAUUGAAUACUCGAUAUUUUCGGAUUUGAACGUAUAUAGAAUUGCAAGCAAUCUGCGACAGUACACCUUUGUUGUA
Messenger RNA from Corticium candelabrum, 6037 nucleotides. Its product is annotated as tRNA (32-2'-O)-methyltransferase regulator THADA-like. Gene Ontology annotation, biological process: tRNA methylation. The transcript has 41 exons. Gene Ontology annotation, cellular component: cytosol. The record is from RefSeq and is a predicted model, not a curated record. Bases 5 to 5764 code for a protein of 1919 amino acids. Lineage: Eukaryota; Metazoa; Porifera; Homoscleromorpha; Homosclerophorida; Plakinidae.